UAGGAGGGGGAGGAAGAGGAGGAGGAGGAGGGAGACCGAGGGAGCGGACCUGCUGCAUUUCCUACAGCAUCGAGGCGUCAUCCUCUGCAUCUACCCAGGAAAGGAGGAAGAAGCGGCAGCAGCAGUAGCCUGGGCUUCAAUGUGAUCCACCGGGGGAGUAACAUAGCCAGCGCAUUUAUCCUGCAAGGGGGGAAGGGGCUAUAUCUGGGGAUCUGGCAUCGGCUGCCCCUGCCCCCCUUACUCCUGCUGCGCCCGGUUGGAUGCGCGCUGUCCGGGGCUGCUGCUAACCAUGAAUUCAGCCGAGCAGACCGUUACAUGGCUCAUCACACUCGGGGUGCUGGAGUCUCCCAAGAAGACUAUUUCGGACCCGGAGGGCUUCCUGCAGGCGUCCCUGAAGGACGGGGUGGUGCUGUGCCGGCUGCUGGAGAGGCUGCUGCCCGGCACCAUAGACAAGGUGUACCCGGAGCCACGCACGGAGGGAGAGUGCCUGGGAAACAUCAGGGAGUUCCUGAAGGGCUGCAGCGCCCUCAGCCUGGAAACAUUUGAGGCCAAUGACCUGUAUCAAGGGCAAAACUUCAACAAGGUGCUGAAUUCCCUAGUCCUUCUGAAUAAAGUCACAGCAGAUAUCGGCCUAGGAAGUGACUCUGUAUGUGCCCGUCCAUCUUCACAUCGGAUAAAGUCCUUUGAUUCCGUUGGCUCCCAGUCUGUACUCAGUCGUUCGUCAAAAUUAUUGCAGGGUCAAUAUCGAAGCCUGGAUAUGACCGAUAACAGCAACCAUCAUAUCAUGGUGAGGGCAAAGUUUAGUUUUCAGCAAACCAAUGAAGAUGAGCUGUCUUUCUGUAAGGGGGAUAUAAUCCAUGUAACGCGAUUGGAAGAGGGCGGUUGGUGGGAAGGGACACACAGUGGAAAAACUGGAUGGUUCCCAAGCAACUAUGUCCGAGAGAUCAAGUCCUCUGAAAAGCCGGUGUCUCCCAAAUCCACCUCACUGAAAAGCCCUCCUAAAGGAUUUGAGACCUCUGCAAUCAACAAAAGUUACUACAAUGUGGUGCUACAAAAUAUAUUAGAAACCGAAAAUGAAUACUCCAAGGAGAUCCAUAAUUUAUUAUCUAAUUACCUACGUCAUUUACAAACCAGCGAAAAGUUGAGUCCUACAAGUACUUCAUAUUUAAUAGGAAACCUGGAGGAGAUUUGUGCUUUCCAGCAGAUGUUGGUACAGUCAUUGGAGGAAUGUUCAAAGUUACCAGAGGGUCAGCAGAGGGUUGGCGGUUGUUUCAUGAGUCUGAUGCCCCAGAUGAAGAGUCUGUACCUGGCGUAUUGCGCCAACCACCCAUCAGCUGUUAAUGUCCUCACGCAGCACAGUGAGGACCUUGGAGAAUUCAUGGAGAUAAAAGGAGCCAGCAGCCCUGGUAUUCUUGUGCUAACGACAGGCCUAAGUAAGCCAUUCAUGCGUUUGGACAAGUACCCAACACUCCUAAAAGAGUUGGAACGACAUAUGGAGGAUUAUCACCCAGAUAGACCAGACAUCCAGAAAUCCAUGACUGCUUUCAAAAACCUUUCGGCACAGUGCCAAGAAGUGAGGAAAAGAAAGGAAUUGGAGUUACAGAUUCUGAAUGAGGCCAUUCGCGGCUGGGAAGGGGAAGACAUCAAGACACUGGGUUCAGUCAUUUAUAUGUCGCAAGUAAUGAUACAGUGCUCAGGAAGCGAGGAAAAGAAUGAGAGAUAUCUUCUGCUUUUUCCUAAUGUGCUGUUAAUGUUGUCUGCCAGCCCAAGGAUGAGCGGUUUUAUAUACCAGGGCAAACUUCCAUUGACAGGAACAUGCAUCACAAAGCUAGAAGACAAUGAAAAUCACAAGAAUGCCUAUGAAAUUGCUGGAAACAUGAUCGAAAGGAUAAUUGUGUCAUGCAAUAACCACCAAGAUCUACAAGAAUGGGUGGACCAUUUACAUAAGCAAACUAAAUUCACAGCUCUGACCAACCCCACAAUAAAGCCUCAUUCUGUGCCCUGUCACACUCUUCCAUCUCAUCCUGUCACACCAUCAAGCAAGCAUUCAGACUGCAAGCCAGCGCCUCUCACACCUGCGUAUCACACACUGCCGCAUCUUUCUCACCAUGGGUCAACGCACAGUACUAUCAGUUGGAGCCCAUUAGAGCCUCCCAAAACGUCAAAGCCUUGGAGCUUGAGUUGCUUGCGUCCUGCACCUCCUCUUCGUCCUUCGGCAGCACUAUGCUACAAAGAGGAUCUCAGUAAGAGCCCCAAAACUAUGAAAAAAUUGCUUCCCAAGCGUAAGCCUGAAAGGAAAGCAUCUGAUGAAGAGUUUGCACUGAGGAAAAGCACAGCAGCACUAGAGGAAGACGCUCAGAUUUUAAAGGUUAUCGAGGCCUACUGUACGAGUGCCAAAACACGCCAGACUCUAAAUUCCACAUGGCAAGGCACUGACCUGAUGCAUAAUCACGUCUUGGCUGAUGAUGACCAAUCAAGUCUAGACUCCUUGGGUCGUCGCAGUAGUCUUUCUCGUAUGGAGCCUUCAGACCUCUCCGAAGACUCUGACUAUGACAGUAUAUGGACAGCCCAUAGUUACAGAAUGGGGUCUACUUCUCGUUCACGUAAAGAAUCUGCCCCCCAGGUUUUGCUUCCAGAGGAGGAGAAAAUUAUUGUAGAGGAAACAAGAAGUAAUGGUCAAACUGUUAUCGAGGAAAAGAGCCUUGUUGAUACAGUGUAUGCAUUAAAAGAUGAAGUUCAAGAGCUAAAACAGCACAGCAAAAAGAUGAAGAAAUCUUUAGAGGAAGAACAGAGAGCUCGAAAGGAACUUGAGAAGCUCGUCCGAAAAGUCCUCAAAAACAUGAAUGAUCCAUCUUGGGAUGAAACCAAUUUAUAAUAGUGCACCUAGUGUCUUCCAUAUUCCACACCAGGGAACAAAAACUUGGACCUUUUUGUUAAAUGUGUGUCCUUGUGAAAAGAGAAGCACGUAUUGAGAUUUAACUGGAUUGUAAUCUGACUCAGUUGUACUGUACUGAAUUCAUACAUAGCUGACUGCCCUCAGACUCCUUUUUCCGCAGCUGCAAGUGUGAAGUUGAGAGAUUUUGAACAAUACCAAAUAUAUAAAAUUUCAACUUAA
Molecule: messenger RNA, 3115 nt
Organism: Pseudophryne corroboree (corroboree frog)
Lineage: Eukaryota; Metazoa; Chordata; Amphibia; Anura; Myobatrachidae
Gene: ARHGEF7
Product: Rho guanine nucleotide exchange factor 7
Exons: 22
Coding region: 290-2875 (861 amino acids)
Biological process (GO): lamellipodium assembly; intracellular signal transduction
Cellular component (GO): cytoplasm; lamellipodium
Molecular function (GO): protein binding; guanyl-nucleotide exchange factor activity
Source: RefSeq, a predicted model, not a curated record